AAGCGUAAAUGUUCAUUUUUCAGUCUACCCACAAGGAGAGAAGCCCAAGCUAAUCAAGUGAUCUACGAAGAAUAAUCUCAGCCAUUCCAAGCGCAAAAAUUUAAGCCUUGCCUGUGGUUAUAACAGGAAUGCAACCCGGGUGACCCAGAAAUUAUACUAGCGUGGCAAGAGGAAUCACAGAAGCCCUCCAAACGGUGCUUACUAGUCUCACUUCUGUAUAGAUUGCUUUUAUCUGUCUGAUAGUAUGGCUACUGUGGUGCUUGAGUCAAGCAAGAAUCUUGAUUGUGGCCACGACCACAUGAAGGGCGUAAAAGAUCUGAUGGAUGCAGGUGUUAUGGAUUCAGUGCCUGCUAAGUAUGUCUUUCCUCAGGACAGACGCCCAUCAGCCGCUGAAAUCUUACAAGGAGAGAGUGUACCGAUUAUUGACAUCUCAUCCCUUGAUGGAUCCCAACAGGAACGACUUCAAACAAUCCAGUCUAUUGGAGAGGCUUGUGCGGAGUGGGGAAUAUUCCGGGUAAUUAAUCAUGGAAUUGAGGCAUCUCUGAUAGCCAGUAUGUUAGAUGUAGCCCAUCAAUUCUUCUUGCUCUCCACCGAAGAGAAGAUGAAGUAUGGAAGCAGGGAAGUUUUGGAUCCAGUAAAAUAUGGAACCAGUUUUGACCCCAAAGACCAAGUUUUCAGUUGGAGAGAUUAUUUAAGGCAUUUUUGCCAUCCUGUACUGCAGACUCCAGAUAAUCCCCCAAAUUAUAGAGAUACUGCUGGACAAUACUUCAAGGAAACCAGAAAAUUGGGGUUAAAAUUGAUGGUAGCGAUAUCUGAAAGCUUGGGAUUGCAGCCAACUUACAUAGAAACUGUGUUCGGGGAGGGCCUCCAUGCUGGCGUACUAAACUUUUACCCUAGGUGCCCAGAACCAGAGCUUACAUUGGGCUUUGCACCGCAUUCUGAUCCUGGUGGCCUUGCCAUACUGUUACAAGAUGAGGUGGGAGGUCUGCAAGUGCACCAUAAGGGUCAUUGGGUGGCAGUGCAACCAGUUCCAAACACCUUCGUUGUCCACGUUUGCGACCAAUUGGAGAUUGUGAGCAAUGGGAGAUACAAAAGUGCGGAACACAGAGCAUUGGUGAAUGCAGAGCGAACAAGAAUAUCAAUUGCGGCAGCUGAGGGGCCUGCUUUGGAUGCUUUGAUAUUUCCUGCUCCACAACUAGUUGAUGAAAUUCACCCACCCAUGUACAAGUCCAUGCUGUAUAGAGAGUUUCAUAAGGUCCGCCAUAGCAUACAGCUUAAAGGUAAAAAUGCCCUAGAACAGCUAAAGAUAACAAAACAGGAAUAA
Cryptomeria japonica (Japanese cedar) is the source of this 1324-nucleotide messenger RNA. RefSeq names its product flavanone 3-dioxygenase 2. The record is from RefSeq and is a predicted model, not a curated record. The transcript is spliced from 4 exons. Lineage: Eukaryota; Viridiplantae; Streptophyta; Pinopsida; Cupressales; Cupressaceae. Bases 245 to 1324 code for a protein of 359 amino acids.